This is a messenger RNA of Meloidogyne enterolobii, 947 nucleotides long. NCBI's taxonomy places the organism in Eukaryota, Metazoa, Nematoda, Chromadorea, Rhabditida, Meloidogynidae. The record is from the annotation of a GenBank genome assembly.
AGAAAAUGUUCCCUUGUGAGAUUUAUUAUAAAAUUUUUAAUUAUCUUCCAUACAAAACCCUUUAUGGAAGUAUUCGUUUAGUCAAUCGCCAGUUUUCCCAAAUUGCUUCAGAAAUUCUUGAGAAGCAUGAACGUGUAUGGCUCAAGUUUUACAUUGAUUAUCGUAAUGGUAAACACGUAGCACAAUGGUUUCCAAGUCGUGGUAGGUAUUUGCGCCCAGAAGAAAGGCGACCUCUUCCAGAAGGUGAUCCUCCACCUUUUAUUAAAAUUCAAAGGCUUACUAUUUUUGGUCGAAUAACAAAAGAACUUAUUGUGUUUUUAAAUAGAAUUAAAAAGGCUAUGAUUUGUUGUCGAAUUGAUUUUGACAAAGUUGAUGACUUUAUAUUGGAUUUGUUAAGUUUAAAUAUUACUGUGGAUGAUUUCUUUAAUGCUUUUCCCGAAAAAUGCUACAAAAUCUGGAUAGAUAAAAUUAAUUUGUUCAAUUCUGAGUUUCUCUAUUCAAAAUAUGUCUUAAAUUGCGGUGAUUUAUAUAUUCAGAAUUUUAAAGAUUCUAAUUACAAACCUUUAAUAAAUUGGCUGUUUGGUGAACCAAAAAUAGUUAAAUCAAUUAUUUUGCUUGGAUGGUCAAAUGAUAUUGUUUACAAUUUUUUGGAUAAUAUCAAGAAAAGGGCUGUUGAGGAUACCAAUUUUGAUGCAAAUUUCAUUAUUUACUUUUGUUCUCAUGGCAAUACUUUUCUAAAUUUGAAUGAAUUUUCUGUCGAAAAUAAAUUAAAAAUUCAUUAUUUUUCUGAGAAUAAUUUUGUAUUUUACACGGACAAUUCUGACAAUGGAACGGGGAAAAAAGAAGUUUUUGAAGCAAAAAAGGGAUUUAAUGGUUAUAGUAGUGAUGAUAUCUCAAAAUAUGCUACAAUUAUUGAUAUUAAAAUUAAUUUUGGAUGGGAUUCUUAA